GGAGUAAAUAGAGGCGGCACUACGGACUGGGAAUGGCCGUGUCUCUGCGCUCCGACACCGGCUGACACAUGACCAGCGCUCCGCUCCAUCGCUACACGGACCUGAGCUGCGCGUCUCACGGACCUGGCUCGAAUUAUCCGCUACAGAUCGGGUACAUCGGGGGCAUCAUUUGGCCGUUGCGAGCCACAGGUGUGCAGGAGGAGAGGUGCGGUGUCCCGCGUUGCUGAUGAAAGCGGUCACAGAGACGGUGAGGACGGUCGCGGCCGCACAUCUCCACACUGAUCGCGGGCAGGACUGCUGAACUUACGCCGCCUGUCCUGUCUACUUUAGGGACAACGGUGUCUUUGGUGGCCUCCCUCUGUGAACUUGGUACUUCAUACUCUAAAGCCCCUACUGAAGCCUGCUGGGAGGUGUGACGCAGCCUUUGAAGGCCUUGGGUGUGAAGUUUGUCGGCAGGAGGCUGAAAGAGAUGAAGAUAAGUGCUGUGUUUCUAGCAGUGCUGCUGCUCCCCAGCAUCCAAGCAGUGUGUCCACACAAAGAGCCCGGACUGCAGCCAUGGAUGCCAGGACACAGCGAAGACCACCGUGUUACAAUCGGUUAUGGCAGGAAGGUCCUUCUCACAACUUCUGCUACAGUCCAUUCCAUUGAAAUUCUCAAUGGAGGAAAGCUGGUGAUUGCUGACACCAAGUGGCCCUUACUGCUCCGGACGAAACACAUUCUGAUUGGAAACAAAGGGGAGUUGCACAUUGGAAGCCCAGACUGUCCUUAUAAAGGGAACCUCACCAUCUCCUUGUUUGGAAGACUGGAUGACAGCGAUGAGGAGCACAGCUACUUUGGGAGAAAGUACAUCGGCGUGGGGACCGGAGGGACACUGGAGAUUCAUGGACAAAAUAAGCUCUCAUGGACGUUCCUCAACAAGACACUUAACCCAGGACAGAGCAAUCAAAACAACUACCUGUACCAGAGAAGUUGGGGAAACCGUGGCAUCAUUAUCCACAUUAUUGACCCCAAGACUGGAGAAGUGCUGCAUGAUGACAGGUUUGACACAUACCGCAGUAAGAAUGAGAGUCGUCGCCUUGCAAAGUAUGUAGAUGGUGUAGAAGCGGGGCUCAUACUGGCUAUGGUGGUGAAUGAUGAGGGCUCAAACAACUUGGAGGACUCAGCCAAGAAGAGUAUAUCCAGGCUAGGGAGUCACCAUAUCAGCAGCCUGGGAUUUCGUCAUCCUUGGACCUUUAUUGUGACUAAAGGUAAUGUUUCUUCAGCUGUGGAGGAUCAUGAUGUCUAUCAAGGGACCAAGGCCUCCUCAGAGGCUCGGAGCUCGACUGCUUUUCAAUCAAGCUUUGGGGAACAUUUCACUAUCACCACCAGCAGCCAGUGGGUGCAAGAGGCAGAGUGGACAGACUGGUUUGACAGGGAUGAUGAAAGGGGAUCUGGAGACUGGGAGAAACUGUCUGACCUGCAUCAGACCUAUCCAGACCGACUGUGUAGCAGCCCAUUGGACAUCCAGGCUGAAACCCAUGACGGCAUACCAUCCAACCAGACAGGAGAUGUGAUCUACAAGAAUGACAAGGACUAUGGCUUCGUCUGCCUCAACAAGGACCAGACUCAUGGCCUGUGUCACAACUACAGGGUUCGCUUCCUCUGUGGAAAGCUGGUUCGUCCACAGGCCUCUAUUUCCAUUGAUGUGUUGUCGAACAGCAGCAUCCUGGAGCUCUCUGACCACCCAGCAGGCUGGGGGUCUGGAGAUCGGGUGGUUGUUGCCAGUACAGACUACUCAAUGCACCAGGCUGAAGAGUUUACCCUGCUGCCCUGUCCGACUUGCAAAUCCAACGAAGUCAAGGUCAAAGGUAAGGCCAAGUUCGUCCACGUCGGUGAGGAGGUGGAUGGGGUGGACAUGAGGGCGGAGGUGGGCCUUCUGAGUCGUAACAUCCUCCUCCGUGGUGAGAUGGAGCCUGGCUGCUAUGGCAAUGAGGCCUGCAAAUUCUUCAGUUUUGACACUUUCGGGGGACAUUUGAAGGUGGAGCGAGGUUUCAGGGCAGUUCAUAUAUCGGGGGUGGAGCUCCAGCACAUGGGCCAGCAGACAAUGGGACACUAUCCAGUCCAUUUUCACAUGAAUGGAGACGUGGAUGAGAAGGGAGGCUACGACCCCCCAACAUCUGUCAGCGAUCUAUCCAUUCACCACUCUUUCUCCCGUUGUGUGACCAUCCACAGCUCCAAUGGACUACUGGUAAAGGAUGUGGUGGGCUAUGACACACUAGGUCACUGUUUCUUCACGGAGGACGGUCCAGAAGAGAGGAACACGUUUGACCACUGUCUGGGUCUGAUGGUGAGAGCAGGGACAUUGCUGCCUUCAGACAGAGAUAGCAAAAUGUGUCGUGACAUCACUGAUGGAGCUUACCCAGGAUAUGUGGCCAACCCACGUCAAGACUGCAGUGCAACUUCAACUUUCUGGAUCGCCAACCCCAAUAACAACCUCAUCAACUGUGCUGCUGCAGGCUCAGAGGAAACGGGUUUCUGGUUCAUUUUCCACCAUGUGCCCACAGGCCCCUCAGAGGGGCUGUACUCCCCUGGACACACUGAACACACACCUAUGGGCCAGUUCACCAACAACAGAGCCCAUUCCAACUACAGGGCUGGAAUGAUCCUUGAUAAUGGAGUAAAGACCACCCAGGCAAAUGACAGGGAUAAGAGACCCUUCCUAUCUCUGGUUGGAGCCAGGUAUGGACCCCACCAGGAUGCUGAUCCCUUCAAACCUAGAGUCCCUGCUUUAAUCCACCACUUUGUAGCCUAUAAGAACCAGGAUCAUGGAGCCUGGCUGAGAGGAGGGGAUGUCUGGCUGGAUGACUGCCAAUUUGCUGAUAAUGGCAUUGGGCUUACUCUUGCAAGUGGAGGGACAUUUCCAGAUGAUGACGGCUCUCAUCAGCAGGUGAAAAACUCGCUGUUUGUGGGUGAAAGUGAGAAUCAUGGAAUGCUCCUUCCAGACAACAAUGUUUGGGGCCCUGGGGGUUCUGAUCCCAUUGGCAGGACCCUACCACAUGGCAUUGAUUUUCCUAUCCGAGGCAUGCAGAUCUACGAUGGACCAAUCAAUGUGCAGAACUGUACAUUUCGGAAAUACACAGCAAUGGAUGGACGGCACACCAGCGCCUUUGGUUUCCGGCUCAACAACUCAUGGCAGAGCUGCCCAAACAAUAAUGUCACUGACAUCACCUUUGAUCAUGUACCUAUCACUUCUCGGGUGUUUUUUGGUGAGCCGGGACCUUGGUUCAAUAAAAUGCAGAUGGAUGGAGACAAGACAACCAUCUUUCAUGAUAUUGACGGCUCAGUCAGUGAAUAUCCCGGAGCCUUCCUGGUUAAAGAGGACAACUGGCUGCUCCGUCACCCUGACUGCAUUGAUGUGCCUGACUGGAAAGCUGCCAUCUGCAGUGGUCAUUAUGCACAGAUCUACGUCCAGACACGUAAUCCUGCCAACUUGAACAUGCUCAUAGUGAGGGAUGAGUACCCAGAUCGGCCCCUGGCACUAGAGGGCGCUCUGGGGAAGAGGAAACACUACCAGCAGUUCCAGCCAGUCAUUACACUGGCCAAAGGCUACACUAUCCACUGGGACCAGGCAGCACCUGCUGAGGUCACAAUCUGGCUCAUCAACUUCAACAGAAAUGACUGGAUCAAUGUGGGCCUCUGCUACCCACAAGGCACUACCUUCACCAUCAUCUCAGACAUCCACAACCGCCUGACCAAACAGACUCGCAAGACUGGUGUCUUCAUGAGGACGACACAGAGGGACAAGAUCAACCACUCACAUCUGGCCAGAGGAUACUACUACUGGGAGGAAGACACUGGCUUACUCUUCCUGAAGGUAAAGGCUCAUAAUGACAGGGAGCAGUUUUCCUUCUGCUCUGUCAAGGGUUGUGAGAGGGUGAAGAUAACAGCCGUCAUCCCAAAAGGCAGUCUGCCCAGCAACUGCUUGGCCCAAGCCUACCCCAGACAUGCUGAGCUGCCUGUUGUAGAUGUACCCAUGCCCAGAAAGAUGCCUAAUCUGCACUCACCAGAGAACUUUCUAGAGGUCAAACUGGAGUCCUACAAUACGCGUUUCUUCCACAUCAAGGAGGACUUUGCAUUUACAGAGGUGAACGGCAGGAAGUUAUACCAACCAGAAGAUGGGGUGCAGCUGACAGUAAUUGAUGGGCAUGGUGGGAAAGUGAUCGAGAGCAAGAGUUUUAGGAAUUCUAUCCUACAGGGAAUCCCUGCACAGAUAGACAACUAUGUCAGUGGACUGAGAGACUGUUCCAUUGUCCUCAUGACGUCUAAGGGCCGUAUGGUUACUAGAGGAUCCUGGACCAAAGUUCUGGAGAGAUUAGGAGCAGAAAAGAGCAUCAAAUUGAAAGAUAAGCUGGCAUUUGUGGGAUUCAAGGGCUCCUUCAAACCUGACUGGGUCCAUAUGGAGGUGGACACCAACCGAGCUAAGAUCCAUCAGGUCUUGCCUGUCCCUGUGGUCCACAAGAUGAAGCUAUGAGUGGCAAGACGAGCGGGGAGAACAGCCAAGUGACUAUGUAACCCCCAGAUACUGAAACACAUACCCCUAAAAGAAUACAAACAGCACAAACUCACACAUACAUGCACACUGCCAGCAUUGCAGAGUAAGUCACUCUGAGCCAUUGGUCCAACAUCAAGUGUUGUUUAGUCAAGAUUUGGUGGUGAGAAAGAAUGAUGUGAUUUGGUAUGCUGAAAAGGGGAAAACCCUCUCCCAGAGCCAGCAGUGUCCAUGAUGAACUGAUGUCUGUGUAAGACCCUACUCUGCGAUGAAUCCUCAGUUUGUUGGCAACAGUGGCUCAGAACAGUCAACCGUGUUUGCAGAAAUAUGGCUGUCUUCACACCCAUUAUUGAUAGACUGAUAGACUUGAUUAAUAAUGAUUUUGUUUCUGACAGAACACUGUUAUUGCAUCACAGACUGCAUUGUUAUGUUUAUGUAAUAUUAGUUUGUUAGCUAAAGUAACUUUUGGAUUUGGUCAGCUAACCAUUACCGUUGUGCUGUAAAAAUGUAUCUCAUGUGCAAAAGUUAACAUGACAUUAACUGACUUUCAUGUUAACACCAACAUUUCCCUGUUUACUAAAUUAAGUGGCAAUGCAGUUAAUUCUCUGACCCAACCAAAGCUCUCAAUUGACUCUUUUCCAGCUAUACAUUGUAGAGUUUUCACUUAGAAACCAGUAUUUAACCUUUAAUAUUGCGUAUGUAGUCUGUCCUCUAACAGACUUCUGUAUUGGCUACAGCAAAAAUUUUGAUACCUUUUGAUGUCACUUUUAGAUGCUGCUAUCGAGGGUUGAGCUGUCAUUUGAAUGAACGAGUCCAUGACAAUUAUACAAAGAUAAAAUUAACAACAAAAAGAUUUGUUAUUAACGAGAAGAGCAAGAUGUGAUAUUUAUACAAAUGGGGAUAAUGGAUCAGUCUUUUGGUCAGUCUCUCUUUGAAAAAAAUGAUCUUGAGCUCUUCUUGGUAUGCACAAAAAGUGACGGAAUUCUUUAGGGCCAGGGAGACAGAAAAUGUUCAACAAUGUACAACUCUGAAGCUUUCUGGCUCCACUGAUGAUCCUGUUAUAUUUUGCUGUUAAACAGCAAGACAACAAAAAGAAAUAGCAGCACUGGUAAUUUUCUUGUACGUGAUUUUUUUCUCAAGAAUGUCAAUAAUUGUGAAAGAUGAAAAAGGGAAGGUUGACCUACUGAGUAUAAAUGGAACCUGCUCUCUCACUUCCACACCGUUGGCUAAUAACUGUAACUGUUCAAGCAUGACAUUAGGGCAAGAAGUUAUCAGUGCUGUUUCAGACGGCUUUCAAUUAUCCAACAAGUGCUUUGCUUUAAGCAGACUGGUGCCCUUUGAGUUUUAAUGGCAAUAAUUCAGCUGAAUCACCAGUUUAGAACACAUUUAUUAAGAGUAGGUUCUUCUCUCAAUAAUUCUGGUUACAGUAUAUGAGAAGAAUGAUAUGUAAGAGCUGAGGGUAAAGGUGUUCAGCCAGUGACAGUAGGAAUUGUGAUCAGUUGCUGAAAGCUGCUCUUCCGGGACAAGAGCAAUUGUAAAAUUGUAUCUAUUGGGCAUUUUUAAAUUCUCAAUUCAGAGAAGAUUUUUUGAGGGGUCGAUUAAUAAUAAUAGCUAAUAACAGAUGAGGCAACUCCAUCUUUAAAAGGGAAAAUGAGAAAUUGAGCUAAUUGGUGAGGUUAAGCUCAGUAUGGUAAAGCAACAAUGGGUUUCCCAUUAUGUACAAGUUUUUAGCACACUGCAAGCUGGGAGGGCAGGCAAACCAGCUCUGGGUCUGCUCAUCAUAGUCUAACGGCUGAAAAGGUUGUUGCUUCCACUUCCUAAAGGUAUGUAGUUUGUUACAUUAGUGACUGUCUACCAGAUACUUCCAAGAAAGGUUAGAGUCCCUAGAUGCUUAGUGUAAUUGGGACAGUGUUUAUCGUUGACCAUGAAGAACAACCUAUACCCAGUAGGUUAAGAAGUUUGUGCUCGGCAUCCAGACACUCAGGUCCUUCUGACAUCAUUUUAGUAGCAGUAGAUUGACCCUUCAAUGGUAAAAUGUGUCACAGAUUUGAUCUAACCAGCCUCCCACCAAUUGCAAUCACAUGCAAAUAUUUUUUACGAGCAGAAAACAUUGUUAAGAAAUCAUGAUGCCACCCAGAUUAAGUUGAAAAUAAAUCUGCAAAAUAUUUAAUACCAAUCCCUCUCAGUCAGAUAGGUCUUCAACAUACAUGCUUGGCAACUAAUGACAGAUUAGAAACUAUAUUAAUUAAAAGUGGAACAUCAUGGCCAUCAAUCGAUUAGUGAACCAGCAUACCAGACGCAUGCCCAGGGAUCCAAGGGGUCAGGGGGUGCAGAUUACAGAUUUUACACGAUUUUUCACACUUCUUACUGCACUGGCACUGAACACUGGAAAGACAGAUACAUUUCUAUUAGGAGGAUUUCUACAAAAGUGUAUCAUGCAAGUGUAUAAUUCAUAGGAGAUUUGGUUGGUCAGCUUGCUGUCUCACAAUAAACUAUCUUGGAAAAAAAUCAAACCCUACUCUAAUGGACUUUUCCAUUUUAGAAGUCUUUUCUUCUAGCCUGGUUGUUGAAUAUUUAUGCAUUACAAACUACAGGCCUAUUCUCCUUGAUGUCAACCAUGAUUGAUAGGCGGUUAGGAUUCCAAGGCAAUGGCUAAUUCAACAGAGAGCAAAAAAUCAGAAGGUGUGAGCCGAAACAUAUCUGUAACAUAUAUGCAUCUCUGAGCGUCCUUGCCAUGCAGAUGUCUGUGAAAUGUGAUGUGAGGUGUAGAAGCUGAGCGGUUUUACUCUCCUCAUUUGUUGGACUAAAGUGUUUAAAGACAGAAAAUAGUAGAACAAGCAGAAGAAGAAAAAACAACAACAGAAACAUUCCUUGUUUUGUGUCCGGACCAGUGGUUAACUUGUUCUGUUUCAUUCCGAGCACUUGAUAACUUGAUAUUGUGAUGUUUUCCUUCCAUGUUUUUUUUUUUUCUUUUUAAAUCUGUGUUUGUGAUCCAAACUGUCCAUGUUUUGGAAUGAACCAGCAAGAUGCCUAUGACUAUAUAAAAUAUGAACUCAAAUUCUCCACUAAAUGUUUAACCAUGGAGUUUUUAAAUGUGCAAUUCCCCCAUUUUAAAAUAAUGAUGAAAGCUGUGUUGCGAUCAGUGAAAAAAGGAACCCCCACCUCCUACUCCACCCCUCCCUUGCCGAAAUAGCUGGUCUUUUUUCGGAGGUUGUAGCAGUAAUUUAGUGUUUUGUAUGUUUAAUGUGUUUUUAAAAAUCCACAAAGAUAUAUUUUAUACUUAUUUAUUGUACAGACACAGUUGAUCCAAUUCUACAAGGGACAUGCUUUAAGUUGUCAUGUUAUAACUGCCCUUUAUGUGUACUGUAUGUAAUACACAGAACCCAUUAUAGCUCCAUUUUAAAAGAUUUGUAUCAAACUGCAUACAUGCAUAUGACUCUUGGUAUAGUUGGUCUACUAUAACUGUACUUCAAAUGAAUGUGUUGUAUAUGUGGCUUGGGCUUGUAAAGUGGUGAAACUCCAUGACAUUAAAAUUCUUCAAAUGAUUUUUGUACAGAAAUAAAGAACAGUGAACAGUU
This is a messenger RNA of Amphiprion ocellaris (clown anemonefish), 8106 nucleotides long. Its product is annotated as cell migration inducing hyaluronidase 1. Bases 470 to 4510 code for a protein of 1346 amino acids. Lineage: Eukaryota; Metazoa; Chordata; Actinopteri; Pomacentridae. The record is from RefSeq and is a predicted model, not a curated record. The transcript is spliced from 30 exons.